Brassica oleracea var. oleracea is the source of this 614-nucleotide messenger RNA. RefSeq lists its product as uncharacterized. Bases 64 to 402 code for a protein of 112 amino acids. NCBI's taxonomy places the organism in Eukaryota, Viridiplantae, Streptophyta, Magnoliopsida, Brassicales, Brassicaceae. The record is from RefSeq and is a predicted model, not a curated record. The transcript is spliced from 2 exons.
AAAAAACCUACUCAGCCAUUCUCAGACUCUCUCUCUCUCUCUCUCACAGAUCUCGUGAAUCCAAUGGACCAAGAAGGAGAUCCAUGUGCUCUGGAGAAGGCUUCUUUAGAGCCUAAAGCUCCAACCGCUGCUGACCCAGAUUCGGUUUCUCCAUUUGAUUCAGACCCUUCUCUGUCUGAAGAAGAAGACCUGCUAACCGAUGAAGAAAUCAUCGAGUCUGUCUAUCAGAGUCUCUUGUUAAUCAUUCUCUCAGCUGAGAUUUGGUGUUUUGAUUAUUGCAAGACACCUCCUCCUUCGCGGGUUGCAGAAACUGUUCCGGAUACUUGUCCCGGAGCUCCAAUGAAGCUCGCUAAGAUAUCAAGGUCCAUCGAUUCUGGAGGACUGAGAAGGAAACUCUUCUGAAUCUGACUGAUGAUGGAUUGAUGUUGUGACAUAAUGUUAGCUUAGCUGUAAGAGCUUUUAGGGAUUGUAAUUUAACUCUUUUUAGCUUCUUGCUUUUGCUUAUGUUUGUACAGUCUUCUUAGGCUUUUAUGAGGACUUGCUAGCUAACCUUGUUGUUGGAGACAUUCAGUUCUAUCUUUAAGAAAGAAAAAAAUCAAAACUUUCUCUUCUUU